AUGGACGAAGGCGAGGGAGGGUACGGUGAGAGCGGCGAUCCCAUGGAUCAGUUCCACCGUAACGAAGCUAUAUCCGCUGUCGCCGACGAUGGUUUCAUGGCAGAGGAAGAUGACGAUUAUGAAGAUCUUUACAACGAUGUCAACGUCGGCGAAGGGUUCCUUCAAUCUUUGCGCAAAACCGACGAUUCGGGGAUAAGAAAUGACCACGUCGAAGACAAAAAGCCGCCGGUGCCGGUUUCGGAUACCACCGGAGUUUCGAUUCCUGGUGUCGGUGGCGGGGUAGAGGGUGUCGGUGGUGGUGGAAGCGGAGUUGUGGAAUCUAGGGUUUCGGGGAGAGUUGACGGAUUUCAGAAUGAAGGGUUUAGAGGGAAUGAGCUGGGUGCCAAAAGUGGGAUUAGGGUUGAAUUAGGCCAUCAAUCUGGUAAAUCGAGUGAAAUUGAGGAGCAUGGGGCUAAUGAUGAUGCUGCAGUGCCGGGUAUUGGACAACAACCUCAUGCUGUAGUUGUUGGGAGUGUGGGAAAUGAGGGCAUGGUGAGACAAGGUCAAGUUGGAGGCAGUGUUGUAGGAGGCGGAGGAGGCGGAGGAGGGAAUGCUAAUAGGGUUGGUGGAAAUGGUGUUGGGAACAGUGUGGCUGUUAAUAGUGUUAGUACUGGAGGAAUUGGAGGUGGUGGUGGUGGUGGUUCUGGUGGUACUAUAUUGUUUGUGGGUGAUUUGCAUUGGUGGACUACUGAUGCUGAGCUGGAAACUGAGCUAAGUAAAUAUGGGCCUGUUAAGGAAGUUAAGUUUUUCGAUGAGAAGGCGAGUGGGAAGUCAAAGGGGUAUUGUCAAGUUGAGUUUUUUGACACUUCUGCUGCCACAACAUGCAAGGAGGGAAUGAAUGGUCAUGUUUUUAACGGUAGGCCAUGUGUUGUUGCAUUUGCGUCACCUUUUACAGUUAAGAAAAUGGGAGAGGCUCAGAUAAACAGGAAUCAGCAGAUGAACCAACCUGCAGUUACACAACAGGGAAGGAGGGGGCCUGCUGAUGGAGGCUCUAAGCCUGGUGGGAGUAAUAUAUCGACAGGUGGUAAUUACCAAGGAGGAGAUGGUAAUAGAGGAUAUGGGAGAGGAGGUAACUGGGGAAGAGGGAAUAAUCCUGGUAUGGGGAAUAGGGGGCCUGUGAAUGCAAUGAGGAAUAGGGGUGGUGGUGGGAUGGGUGGUAGAGGUAUAAUGGGUCAUGGUGGAAAUGGGUUUGGACAAGGUAUUGGUGGUACCCCUCCACUGUUGCAUCCUCAGUCAAUGAUGAAUCAGGGUUUUGAUCCUGCUUUUGGUGGUCCUAUGGGUAGAAUGGGUAGUUAUGGAGGUUUUCCUGGUGCUCCAACACCUCCAUUUUCUGGGAUACUACCUUCAUUCCCUGGUGUUGGUUUGCCUGGAGUGGCACCUCAUGUUAAUCCUGCUUUUUUCGGAAGAGGGAUGCCAGUUAAUGGUAUGGGGAUGAUGCCAACAUCGGGCAUGGAUGGUCCUAAUAUGGGAAUGUGGUCAGAUCCAAAUAUGGGUGGAUGGGGUGGUGAAGAGCCUGGUGGAGGGAAGGCUGGAGAGUCAAGUUAUGGGGAGGAAGCUGCAUCUGACCAUCAGUAUGGUGAAGUGAGUCAUGAUAGAGCUGGGUGGCCUAUGAGGGAGAAAGAUAGAGGUUCAGAAAGGGACUGGUCUGGUUCUUCUGAGAAAAGGUAUAGGGAUGAUAGAGAUCAAGGAUAUGAGAGAGAUGCACCUAGAGAGAAAGAUAUGGGCCAUGAUCCUGAGUGGUCUGAAAGAAGGCAUAGGGAUGACCGAGACACAGGUCGAGAAAGAUCUCGUGACCAGGAACGUGAUCGGGAACGAUCUCGUGACCGCGAAAGGGAUCAUCGAGAGCGGGACAGGCACCGAGAAGAUAGAGAUCGGUAUGCAGAUCAUCAUAGGUACAGAGACCGGGAAGCAGAGCAUGAUGAUGAGUGGGAGAGGGGACGAUCAUCUAGGACUCACAGCAAAUCACGCUUAUCCCAAGAGGAGGAACACCAUUCUAGGACUAGAGAUGCUGAUUAUGGAAAGAGGCGAAGGCUUACUUCUGAAUAA
Messenger RNA from Sphenostylis stenocarpa, 2085 nucleotides. The record is from the annotation of a GenBank genome assembly. Lineage: Eukaryota; Viridiplantae; Streptophyta; Magnoliopsida; Fabales; Fabaceae.